CCCUUCCGCGUUCCUGCGGGUGCCCGCGUGCCCCCCGCCGCCCUCCCGGGUCCCCUCGCGCCCGGGAAGCGCUUCCCGCGUCCAGAAUGUUCGCCCCGCCCCGCACCUUAGAGGCAGCACUGCGUCAGCACUUUAUCCACCAGAAGGUGGUCAUUGCCUCCGCCAUAUCCAAGCCCUUCCCCUUCUUCGAGGGGCUCCGAGACAAUGCCGUCAUCACCGAGCGGCUGUACGGGGAGUCCCUGCGGGCCUGCCGGAUGCACGUGCCCGUGUCCCAGGUGGUGUACGACAUCCUCACCGCGCUGGAGAAGACCUUCAGCCUGCUGCUUCUGCAGAACCUCUUCAGCCCCGUGAACCUGUACGAGUACCCCCGCCUGCGGAGCAGCCUGCAGAGCUUCGUCAACCUUGUCGCUUCCCACAGAGGCUGGAGCAGAACCACCCCCUGCUUCUUUGAAGUGCCCAUGGUGGAUGGAACCUCCCUCCAGCUGCACCGUUCUGGCCCCAACCUAGGCAGAGCUUGUCAUCGCGCUGAGCCCCUGGCCCGGCCACCCCGCCCCCCUGGCCCCCGCGUGGCGCUUCCUGCCAUCCUCCAGCGAGAGAGACUCUCUCCAGCCACCCCGAAAAAUGACGUCGGCUCACAGGAGGUGCGGGGAGCUGGCCCGGGCACUGUGCAGGAGUCCGCCGCCCGGAGCUCCCCGGUAAAAGCGGAAGAGGAUGUUCAGGAGAUGCCCAGUGCGGCCCCAGGCCCGGCGCCAGAUGAUCCCCCUGAACCGAAUGACCUCGAAGAGCCGCAGGAGGCCCCCAGGACGCCCCCCAGCACCCCCAGGAAAGUAAAGAAAAGAAAAAGAUGUGUCUGGUCCACUCCAAAGAAGAGAUCCCAUAAAAAGAGACCCCCAAAAGGGGAAGCUGCAUCUGGCCAUGGAAUCCAAGAGCAGCUCCAAGCAGGGGGUCAGGCCGCCCCAGAGAUAGACGACACCCCGAAGAUGAAUGACACCCCUAAGAUGGACAGCACCCCAAAGAUGGAAAACACCCCAAAGAUGGAUGACACCCCUAAGAUGGACAACACCCCAAAGAUGGAUGACACCCCAAAGAUGGAUGACACCCCAAAGAUGGAUGACACCCCUAAGAUGGACAGCACCCCGAAGAUGGAUGACACCCAGAAGAUGGAAAACACCCCAAAGAUGGAUGACACCCCAAAGAUGGAUGACACCCCUAAGAUGGACAACACCCCCAAGAUGGAUGACACCCCAAAGAUGGACGACACCCCGGGGGACUUGAGGGUCAUGACGAGGGCCCAGUGGGCGAGAAUCAACUGUGCCGGAGCGCCGCCCGCACCCAAGGAGGUCAGUGGUCACGCUUCAGAGACCAACCAAGGAACUGGCGCCCAGGAGCCGUCCAGGACACCCCCGAGGCCCAGGCCAGAGAGGAGAGAAUCCAGCUGGCCGAGUCCCCGCAGAAGGUCACAGAGAAGAGGGGCAGCCACGCCCGGCCUCGGAAUCCAAGAGCCGCUCCAUGCUGCCCCGAAGAUGGACGACCCCCCAAAGGUGGACAGUUCCUCCGGGGACUUGAAGGCCAUGACGAGGUCCCAGAGGGCGAGGGCCGAGUGUGCCCCAGAGCCUGCACCCGAGGAAGUCGCCGGAGUGGAGCGUACAGCCUUUGACUCGCCCGUGCUGCCCGUGACCUGUGGGGAGGCCAGAGGGUUGUUAUACACACGGAGAAUGAAGCAGGGACCCUCCGAGAAGUGCAUCCAGAACGAGCGGGGCCUAUGGGUCACGCCCCAGGAGUUUGAAGCUGAGGGACAGCGGGGCAAGUCCAAGAGGUGGAGGCGGAGUCUGCGCUGCAGGGGCCACACCCUGGAGCAUCUGCUGGAGAAAGGUCUUUUGCUUUGCCCUCCCAAGAUGAGUGACAAAAGAGAGGGGCCCAGCCGGAAGGAGUGUGAGGUGUGCUGCGGGCAGGGGGAGCUGCUCGGCUGUGCCGGCUGCGGCCGCGCCUUCCACAGGGACUGCCACAUCCCAGCCGUGGAGACGGACAGGAAGCCGUGGAGCUGCACCUUCUGCAGGAUGAAGGAAUGUUCUGGAAACCAGCAGCGUCUCGGAGAAUCUCAGGCCCCGGCAAGGCAAAUGGAGCCAGAGGCGCAGCUGAAAUGCGAGCUGCUCCUCUUGCAGGCCUACUGCCACCCGCAAGGCGCCUUUUUCGCGGGGACCCCACACAACAUUCGCGAUUACGGCGAGCCCUUUAAGGAAGCCAUGUGGCUGGACCUGGUGAAGGAGCGGCUGGCGGAGAAAGUCUACACGGUGACGUGGUUCGUGCGGGACAUGCGCCUCAUCUUCCGCAACCACCGGGACUUUCACAAGAAUUCCGACUUGAGUUACGUGGGCCUGGAUUUAGAAUCUGAGUUUGAAAAGAACCUCAAGGAGACGCUGAUGCUUCAUGGAGCCAGUGAGAACGUAUUCCGGGUGCCCCGACCCCAUCCUGGAAUCCUGAACCCCAAGUCUGGUUCCAAGUGACAAGGACCCUGACGGUGGCUUUCCAGGCUCUGAGGUGGUGUUGGCUGCUCUCUGGACCCAAAUGCAGCCCCCGACCACCACAACCACACCCUGUACCUCCUUUCAUCAUUCCUUCUCUUAAUACCUGUGAAAGGUCCUUCGCCUGCAAAGGUGGAGCGUUUCCUUCAUGGCCUAAGUACCCCAGCACAGCUCCUGGCCUCCCGGGGUCCCUGAGUCCUUUCAGGCUGCAUUUGGUCCAUCAGUGUCCAAACACUGGGACUUACCUGUCACUUAAGUCCCUUUUCCUCUGCCAUGUUAUUUAUUUCUCCCCUUCCAUACAUUUAUUUUCUUAUCUGUUUGUUGUGAAUAGGACCCAGGUCCUUUGUCCUAUUCAGCUUUUUCGUGUUCUGUUUUUCUGGGACAUUUCUUCGUUAUAUACAUUUCUUCUGGUAUAGUUUGUGUGCGUGUGCAAAUUUGCUUAAGUUAGAUCUGAAGAUUUCCUUAGGUAUAUGCUCUGGAGGGCGUUGUUGCAGGUUUUGUUAUGUUUUGUUUUCUUCAGCAAACAGACUUCACUGGUGGGGCUACAUGUUCCUUUGUGAGGUUAGGGCAAAAGCAGCACGAUCUGCCAUCAGCCUGAUCUGUCUCCCAUCAUCCAUCAGCCUUUCACCAGCUGUUUUCAGCCCCCACAGAAACAACUGGUGCCUGUUGUCUACAUCCAUCAUUUCGACCAGGGUUCCAGAGUGAUGGUGAUGGUGUUCUGACGCUACUAUUCCUCUUCCCUAGGGUUGAAUCAGAUUUUUUUUUUUUUGGACCACACCUGGAGAUGCUUAAGGGUUACUCCUGACUCUGCACUUAGAAAUCACCCCUGGUGUGUUCAGGGGACCAUAUGGAGAUGCCGGAGCCUGAACGUGGGUCAACUGUAUGCAAGAUAAGGGCCCUCCCCACGACACUAUCGCUCCAGUUCCAGAAUCAGAAUUCUUUUGCAAAGAGCUUCCCUUCAGCAAUAUUUGGUGAGCUUGAAAUAGAGAUGACACAGCCAGGAUAGGCUAAACAUUGGAUUCCUUAUUUAAAGUGCUCAAGAUAAUGGGUUGGUUCCUAACAGCCCGUGGAUGGAGGUACCAAGGAAGGCGUUAUCUCUUUUCCUCCACAGUAUCUUAGACUCAUGGAUUUCAGUAUAGCUAAGGUAUUUUGUUUUGUUUUGUUUUGGGGUUAUACCCGGCAAUGCACAGGGGUUACUUCUGGCUAAUGCACUCAGGAAUUACUCCUGGCGGUGCUCGGGGGACCAUAUGGGAUGCUGGGAUUAGAACCCGGGUCAGCUGCGUGCAAGGCAAAUGCCCUACCCUCUGUGCUAUUGCUCCAGCCCCCUAGCUAAGGUAUUUUAAACACCGUUAGCCUUGUAAUCGAGUUACAUAUAAGGUUAGCUAUAUCAUCAUUAUAGUGUUAAGUAUAUUGUCAGGUAGAAUAUAUUUAACAGUGCAGAGAAGAGCAGCAUUGAUGCUCACGUCACCUCUCCCUUUGUGAAUGAGAGCCCCUGCCCAACAGUGACCACAGCUGACCCUGAAAACAGCAGCUCUCUAGAGCUCUGCACCAAUGGCCGUUCAGCUUCGCGCUUUGAGGGAACAGUCAUACUACUGCUCGCGGCUCUGCAGGUUGGGGUCUUGGGCGCAUCUAGUGAGAUGCUUCCCUUUGCUCUGGAAGUGUCGGCUAAGCCCAUUCGGGCUUGCCCCGAGCCACUCUGCUACAUAACCGUCAGUUAAAUUAACCCCAAAAGGAGAAGGAAUCGAUGGUGCUUCUGGGUGGGACGAGUGGUGCCUUCCAAGGAAGAGAGUCGCUUGGGAAGAGGCGUGGCGUGGCACCGUCUUGAGAGACAUCGGGGUCCUCCCUGUGCCCACGGCAGGGCUCCCCUUCCCACCUCAGAGGAGAUGCCUCGCCCACAGCCCCCGCCCCCAGGAGCCGUCGUCACAGCCAGGACCUCCUGCUCCAAGUCUGGAUUAGACAGAGCUCUGCAGUGGGUGCCCUGGGGACAGCCCUUAAGGUGCACCCCCACUGUGAACUGAAAGACAAGCCGUGCCUCCUGCCCCAAUCUCAAAAUUCAGAUUCAGUGGCCACACCAGGACCCGACAUCCACUCUGCUCACUUGCACUCAAACAGGGGAAUGGAAAACUCACAGCGGCCACUCGCCGUAGCAAUUCUGAAAUCUCACUGGGCACAUGUUACUGGUACCUCCAAGGCCAGGGCAGAGGACAGUGCUUGAUAGAGGCGAAUCACUUGCUUUACCACGGGGAUCUGGAGAGAUAGGACAGCAGGGAAGGCAUUUGCCUUGCAUGCAUCAGACCCUCGUCGAGCCCCAGGACCCAGUGUGGUACCCUGAGCCUACCGGGAGUGAAUCCCUGAGCACAGAGCCAGGAAUAAGUCCUGAGCAUAGCCUGGCCCCCAAAUGAAAACAAUGAGAAUAAAAGAUAUCGUUUCUCUAUUUCCCAUCCAGAUCUUCUAGCUUCUUCCUGGCCUUCCUCCAGUGGACUUUGUGUCUCUUUCCUCCUCUGAUGCACUAACUCACUUGUUCCUCUCAGUGCUAAGCAGCAGUGCUGGUUUCCAAAUUUCCACUCCCGUGCUAAUGUGAAAAAGCAAGCUGAAUUCUGAACUUGUGUGCAGUGUCCUUUUGUUUCUAUCAUAUGUUUUUCGGGGUUUGAACCUCCCUCAGCAGUGUCCAGAGCUCACCGAGCACCCCCAGAACGAUACUCGGGAUUCCUCCUGGCAGUGCUUGGCGGGGACUAUCUCUGGAGCUGGGGAUCGAGCGAGUGCCUUAAGCCCUGUGCUAAGUGCCUAAACCCCUAGCCCCGAUUCUGUUCUGCGUUCCCGUAUUGCAGAAGAUGCUUCUCAGGGAUUUGUAUGUGUGUUUAAUAAAUGAUCGCUCUGUGUUUUCACUUCCUUAUCCCAUUGAGCCAUCUCACCAGCCUGUUUGGUGAUGCUAAAUUACAUUUUCAUGUCAGAUGUCCUAUACAGUUAAAGAUCCAAAUUAAAGUUUUGUAUUGGGAUGGUCCAUGUUGAUGAGAGCAGCGGUGAUCUAUGUGCUUUCACUCGUCAAGUGUCCGUGAUGUCCUUUUCUUCAUGAAGCAGAGAUGACUCUGGCUUGACGUGGCCUCUCCACACGUCGCUUUGCCCUCCAGCUCACUGAAGUAUCUUGCUGAAGUGUGACUUCAAGAGGAUCCUGGGCGGCAUCAUUUAUGAGUCUCUACGUACCUUGGUUUGUCUUCUGAUGUUCUUGUAAACUGACAACAGAUUGUCUUACUGUAUAUAUGUGUGUGUGUAUAUGUACCUAUGUGUAUAUAUAUACAUAUGUGUAUAGUAUCACAACAUCUCACCCUCAAAAUUGGCAGAAGGGCUGGGAUGUGUCUGGGUGGUGGACUGCAUGCCUCACACGUGCCAGGCCCUGGGUUCGAUCCUCAGC
Molecule: messenger RNA, 5931 nt
Organism: Sorex araneus (European shrew)
Lineage: Eukaryota; Metazoa; Chordata; Mammalia; Eulipotyphla; Soricidae
Product: nuclear body protein SP140-like protein
Exons: 20
Coding region: 87-2504 (805 amino acids)
Biological process (GO): regulation of transcription by RNA polymerase II
Cellular component (GO): nucleus
Molecular function (GO): protein binding; DNA binding; DNA-binding transcription factor activity, RNA polymerase II-specific
Source: RefSeq, a predicted model, not a curated record